AUACUUACCUGGCGUAUUGGAUACCGUGAACAUGCAUGCGGUUCCCCCAGGGCGAGGCUUCUCCAUUGCACUGCGGAGUGACGUGCGCUAAUCAUGUUCGGAACUGGAUUGAACAUGACAUCGUUCUUUUGAGUGUCGGAACUAGUUCCAGUAAACAUGUUCGCGGAACUGUUUAGUUUCACGAACAUGUUAAGUCUAGUAGCUGUUUGUAGUUUGUAGCUGUUUAGUUCCGCGGACAUAUUAAGUCUAGUAGCUGUUUGAAGCUGUUUAGUUCCGCGGACAUGUUAAGUCUAGUAGCUGUUUGUAGUGUAGCGAAUCACGUAUUAAGUUAUUAUUAAUUACACAAUAUUUUUCAAAAAAGGUAUUAAAAAUACAAUUUUUUAAAAGCACUAUAUAAAAAUAGAUUGCCGCUUAUGGCAAUUAUUAUUGUAAUUAUUAUUUUGUAAGGUUUUUAGUUUUAGGUUCAUUGUUACAGCUGGUUGCAUAAUUUAUUAAUGUACUGUAAUUACUUUGUCAUAAUUUCAACUACUCUACUACUUUCAUUAUUUUUCAAUGUAGGUAUUGUACGAUGCACCGGAAACUAUAACCUAUCAGUUGUUAAUUAAAAUACCACGUUAUUCUGAUAUACAACGUAAAUUAAGCUCGUUGUAGCCUUACAACCUUUUUCCCAUAACCGAGAUACCGAAUAGCGAAAGUGGUGAAUGUUUUAAAAUUCUCGAAUUUUGAAUUAUGAUUUUCUAAGAAAUGGUCCACAAACACUUAAGGUUAAGUGCUCGUAGGAAUGAUGCAUGGUCAAGGUCAAAAUCCAUAGCAAAACAUUUUAAUUUAUUCAACUAUCGACUGUAACACGUAGGUCGUAGAGCAUAACUUCAAUAUUAAUAAAAAUGUAAUAUGAAAGAGCUCCACACGCAGUUUCAUGCACUCGCUCCAUCUCACUCUCUCGUAUUCGUGCCAUAUGUCGCCUUAUCUCUUUACGUGGACUCGUGUCGGUUCGAGACUCGUUCGGGUGGACUCGCCGCGCCACGCCUCCGCGCCGCGCGGUACCUAUGCUCUAAUCAUGUCCGCAUGUCCUUCAUGUUCAACGCAUUCGUAGUUCCUGCAUAACAGUACACUUGGAAUGGAAAUGGAACUGUCUGAACAUGUUAAUUUUGACAACUCGGAUUGAAUGAUAUAGUUCCAUAUGAGGACAUAGUUCCAGGAACUAUUUAGGUCCGGAACUACGCAUGUCUAACGUGUUCAAAGUGCUCUCUAAGAAUUAAAUAAAAAGUAUUGUGAAACCCUAGAAAAGAGUAUUUCAUUUAGACCCACACCUACAAUUUCUCGUCCGGGAUACUCAGGAAUAUCAGGGUCUAAAUGAUUUAACGUAUCUACGCAUAUUUUACGAAGUUGUCGCGUGGUGUGAACAACGCCGCGGCCGCCAUACUUAACCUGCGCCGACGCCACGCCGCCGGUUACAUUUUUCAAAGACGAAAGACGCAUUUAUACGACGAUAUACGACGAUUCUGCACGAUGGCGGAGAGCAAAAACGACGAUAGCAAGAAUUUAUUUUACACGAUGGACGCUGUGUCAAAGUUCACGGGUGAUGACAUCACGUACUCUUCUGCGAAGUGGACACAAGAUCUCGACGAUAAUGCUGAUAUAUUUGGGUGGAGCCAGCAGCAGAAACUCAUUAUAGCGCGACGAUGUUUAGCUGGAACAGCAGAAUUAUGGCUAAAAAGCGAAAAAACUUUCAGAAGUUACGAAGAACUAAAAGUGGCUUUGAUGAAGGAAUUCCCUGAGGUGAUAAACAGUAAACAAAUGCAUGAGACAAUGAGCAGACGGAAAAAACAACCCAAUGAGUCGUUUUAUCAAUAUAUGCUCGUAAUGAAAGAACUCGGAAAAAGAGCUAAGUUUCCGGAUUACGUCGCGAUUCAGUAUAUAAUCGACGGAAUAUCUGACUAUGAAUCUAACAAGUUGUUAUUCUACGGGGUAACGUCGUAUUCUGUGCUCAAGGAGAAAUUAGUAUUAUAUGAAAGUUUCAAAGAGAAGUCCAAAAAAAGUGUUGAUACCAUGAGACGAGGUCAGCGAGACACGGCGGUAAUGCCUAGACAGGUUCAUCGAUGUUACAAUUGUGGUGAAAGAGGGCACCUAUCUAGUUCCUGCCGCAGAGGUAUCAAAUGCUUCAAGUGCAACGGGUUCGGGCACAAGGGUACGGAGUGCCGCGCAUCACAAGGUAUGGAAGCUAAAAAAGCAUCAAAUAAUUAUUAUGGAGGAGGUGAUGAACAAGAUCGGCGAUCUAUGUUUGUUCGACAGCAGGAGGACGACGAGAAGAACGAGAACGAACUAUACGAACGUGAGCAAUGCGAUUUAAAAGAGCAAGUGAGUGAAAUGCCAAAUUUUAGUUGUCAACAACUAAAUCAUAUUGUUUCGUCAAAUUUAUUAAGUGUAAACAAACGUGAUUCUAUAAACAUGAGUGUAAAAUCAGUAAAAGUUGGUAACUAUGUGACUAAUUGUUUAAUUGACACAGGUAGCGACUUAAAUUUAAUAACUUUUGAUUUGUUUACAAAACUAAAAUGCGAGUACAUACCAGAAAAAAUGUUGCUUACUGGGUUAGGAAGUUCUAAAGUAUUUUCGAUUGGUAAGUUCGACACAGAUUUAACUAUUGACAGUCACAGAUAUAGUGUUAAUUUGUAUAUUGUACCUACAGGUGGAAUACCAUAUGAUGUAAUACUGGGUCAACAAUUUUUAGUAAAUACUAUCACAGUUAUUGACAAGGGUUUGGUUGAGGUCAGGCCUCCUUGUUAUGACAUAUCGUAUCAAAAUGCUAUCUGUCUAUCUUCCAGUAGCGAUGACCACUGUACAGCGGUGAGGGAAAUUAUUGACAGUUACACACCUUUGAAGACUAAAGAUGCACCUAUCAGGCUGAAGAUUGUGUUGAAGGAUGAUGUACCAGUUUCACAAAGACCAAGACGACUAGCCAUCACUGAAGAACAGUUAGUUAAGCAGCAUGUUGAUGCAUUGAGCAGAAACAUACUUUUUGUUGAUGUCGAGUUACAUGCAAGAGUGAAGAAGGCUCAAGCAGAUGACGAAAGUUUGAAGGUUAUCAGAAAAAUCUUAGAAGAAAAUGAGUAUGAAGAUUAUUUCCUUGAGAAUGGAGUUAUUUACAAGGGUAUAGAAAAGAAGUUGGUGUUACCUAAGAUACUGGAUAUGGAAAUUAUUAAGAAAGCACAUUGUACAGGACACUUUGGUAAAAAGAAGAUAAGGGAUAUUAUAGAGAAAGAUUACUUUAUUACUAAAUUAGAUAGCAAAAUUGAAAAAGUAAUUUCUACAUGUGUACCAUGUCUAUUAGCAAGCAGGAAGUCUGGAAAGAAGGAAGGUUUGUUAAAUCCCAUAGAAAAAGGAGAAUUACCACUGGAUACUCUUCACUGUGAUCACCUAGGACCCUUAGAUGCAACUAAGAAAAUGUAUAACUACAUACUUACUAUAAUUGAUGGAUUUACAAAGUUUGUGUGGAUUUAUCCAGUCAAGACUGUAACAGCAAAAGAAACUGUGGAAAAAUUGAGAUUACAUCAAAAGGAUUUUGGCAACCCACGGAGGAUUAUCACUGACCGAGGUACAGCAUUCACAGGCAGUGAGUUCCGAGAAUAUUGUGAAGAAGAAGACAUCGAACAUGUUACAAUCACUACUGGAAUACCUCGUGGAAAUGGCCAAGUAGAACGCAUGAACAGUAUUAUUAUUUCUGCGUUGACAAAGAUGUGUAUUGAAGAACCUGGUCACUGGUACAAAUAUACAAGCAAACUACAACAAGUGAUAAACAGCACAUACCAGCGGGCAAUCUAUACUACACCAUUCGAACUGUUAACAGGAGUGAAACUUAAACUGAAAGAAGAUUUAUCAAUUUUAGAAUAUUUAGAAGAAGAAAAUAGAUUGCAAUUUAUGAAUAGGAGAGAAGAAGCACGAAGAGAAGCCAAAGCUCAGAUUUUAAGAAUGCAAGAGGAGAAUAGAAAGACUUAUAAUAAACGACGUAAAGUAGGAGAAAUGUACAAGGUUGGAGAUCUUGUAGCUAUUCAAAGGACACAAUUUGGGAACGCCCUAAAAUUGAAACCUAAAUUUUAUGGACCAUAUCGCAUCACUAGGGAAAUGGGGAAAGGUCGAUAUGAGGUCGAAAAAAUAGACAGAAGCAAAGAUGGGCCAGUACGAACUACAUCAGCAUUAGAUUUCAUGAAGAGGUGGCCUUGACUCAAUCUAACUCUGGUCUGAGUGUUUAGGUGCAUUGUAACACUACACUGUUUGUUUAUUUUAGGUUGAUCUAGUAUUUACAUUGCUCAUUUUGUUAUUGAAUAAGUAACUGUGAAUAAUUAUCAUGCAUUGCUGUUCUCUGUGUCAUUGUAACUUGUUUGCCUCUAAACUGAUAGUUUAAACCUACUGUUUUUGUUGUGUUAUGUACUAAGUAAGAGUAAUUACUAUUUGUUUUUAUUAGCUGUGUGCAGAGUUAUAGCAUGAUUGUUUGUAAUAGGUAGUAUAAGGUUUAACUAAAAAUAUUUUUGUAGCGUUAUUAUUGUGUAAAAAUGUUUAGAAAAAAAAAUUUGCAUAGUAGUAGUAUUAGGUAAAUUAAGGUAAAGUUAGAGAUUUUAUUUUUGUUAUUUUUAUUUCAUAAGAACUAUUUUAUUAUCUCAGUACUUUCAGUCUGAGGCCAGACUGAUGUGCAGGAAGGCCGAGUUGUAGGAUUUAAUUAUUACUAACAUUUCUAAUUAUUGUAAAACGUUUCUGAACGAGUGAAAGAUUCUGAACGCAUGAUGUGUGAAAGGGACGGAUGUAGCGCUAGUUCGCUCUCUCGCACGACGCCGCCAUUAGGAGUAAGACGUGUUCAAAGUGCUCUCUAAGAAUUAAAUAAAAAGUAUUGUGAAACCCUAGAAAA
Molecule: messenger RNA, 4897 nt
Organism: Bombyx mori (domestic silkworm)
Lineage: Eukaryota; Metazoa; Arthropoda; Insecta; Lepidoptera; Bombycidae
Exons: 2
Coding region: 1510-4218 (902 amino acids)
Biological process (GO): proteolysis; DNA integration
Molecular function (GO): aspartic-type endopeptidase activity; nucleic acid binding; zinc ion binding
Source: RefSeq, a predicted model, not a curated record